Messenger RNA from Xenopus tropicalis (tropical clawed frog), 789 nucleotides. It is a transcript of the gene svbp, whose product is annotated as small vasohibin binding protein. The transcript is spliced from 2 exons. Lineage: Eukaryota; Metazoa; Chordata; Amphibia; Anura; Pipidae. The record is from RefSeq and is a predicted model, not a curated record. Bases 389 to 589 code for a protein of 66 amino acids. Gene Ontology annotation, cellular component: extracellular region; cytoskeleton.
UCUGCAGUUUGGCGGGUUUGUAGUUUGGAAACCUUCCCGGGCUUUAAAUUAGUAAUUUGGUAGGAAAACCGCCAACCCCGCUCCCUGCCCAAAACCAAGCCCCGCCCCUGGAAGUAAUGGGGGUGGAGCCAAACUAAAAGCCUUUGUUGCGGUUGGAGCUGCCACAAAAAAAACAUUUCCGGUUAGACUUAGAGCCGCCAUCUUGGUACACCCGUAUGAUAAAGGCUUGUUUCAUAAGAGGGAUCUCACAGUAACGGCUCCCGGGUAGGCAGACUCCUGCCAUUGCGGCACCCAAGCGAAUAGAACGAGCAGAAGCCUGAGAGAUUAUUUCAUUUUACAGUUUGGGUGCACCAAGAUGUCCGUCUCCCGUCUGUGACCCGCCGGCAACAUGGAACCCGCCGGUCGCAGAGAGAAGCCCAAGGGAAAGGAAGCCGCAAACCGGCAGGAGAAAGCCAAGCAGAAAUCGGUCCAACAGGAGCUAAAGCAGCGCCAGCGAGCGGAGAUCUACGCCCUCAACAAGGAGAUGACUGAGCUGGAACAGCGGCAGUUUGAGGCUUUCUGCAAAGAGAUGCAAGCGUCCGGCAAAUAGGGGCGCCCCCUGGGGGUGCAGCGGGCACGUCCCACCCCAGGGAACCCGUGGGGGCAGUACUGGGGUCUCGCCCUGGGAGGGGGCGGUUUUGGGGAAAUGCUGGGGUCUCAGCCUCAGAGUAUGACUUCCCUAUAUAAGGAGCCACUUGCCCCCCAUGUAAUGCCCCCCUCUAUUUCCUAUUAAACCUUGUGCUACUGGGA